Molecule: messenger RNA, 1595 nt
Organism: Gracilinanus agilis (Agile Gracile Mouse Opossum)
Lineage: Eukaryota; Metazoa; Chordata; Mammalia; Didelphimorphia; Didelphidae
Gene: PDILT
Product: protein disulfide isomerase like, testis expressed
Exons: 10
Coding region: 1-1488 (495 amino acids)
Biological process (GO): protein folding
Cellular component (GO): endoplasmic reticulum
Source: RefSeq, a predicted model, not a curated record
AUGAUUAUCCUUAUAGAAUAUAAAUGUUUAUCUGAUGUAGACAAAGUAGUCACUGUAACGAUCAGACCAAAGGAAACCAGAAACAGUCUUUCCCAGCAAAUGUUUGAAACUCUUGAUGAGAAAGAGAUACAAAAUUCAAGUGGCUGGACUCCAGAGCCAAGCUUUGAUAAAGGAGCAGACUUUAUUUCCUUCUCACGCAGGAGGAAGAUGCUGCUUCUCUGGGUUACUUUACUGCUUUCCUCUUGCCUCUCAGGGGCUCGGGCAUGGGGAGGAUGGGAUUUCCAGAAUGACAGGAUCCGGAAACUUGAAGCACUAGGGAUCCAAGAGGAAAAGAAUUUAUUGGUGCUUACAGCCACAACACUGGCCAAAGUGCUGAAUGAAACCCGGUUCCUGAUGGUGGAGUUCUAUAAUCCUCUAUCAAAACAAUCUCAAAAUCUGAUAAAGGAAAUGGGCAAAGCAGUGGAUAUAAUGGGAAAAGAAAAUCCUGGAGUCCUGUUUGGCAAAGUAAAUAUCACCUCGGAGAAGUUGUUGAAACAGGAGUUUGCUAUCAAGGAUGUCCCCACAGUGAAACUUUUUGUUGAAGGUCAUAGACAGUGGCCCAUCGAUUGCAGAGGUGUUAUUGAAGCUGCAGCCCUCGUUACAUGGUUGCGGAAUCAAAUUAGACAGAGUAUUGUGUUGCUCACUAACCGAGAGCAGACAAAGGCCUUUAUCAACUCCAGGAAACUGAUCGUCAUUGGCUUCUUUGAGGAUCUUCAUGAGGGAACAGUGGAACUCUUCUAUGAACUAGUAAAAGACUUUCCAGAAGUCCCUUUUGGGAUGAUUGAAAAAAGAGAUCUUUGGAUUCGGUAUGGCAUCACCAUCGACACCAUGGUAGUAUUCCAACAGGGGAAAAUCGUGCAUUUUGAAGAAUGCGAAGAAGACAGUCAUAUCUUGAGGGACCUCAGCAAAAUAGUCAAAUUCUUCACCAUGGAUUUGGUUAUAGAGUACAAUAUAGAGACCAUGGACCAGAUUUAUGAUAUGCACAUUAGGAAUCACAUCCUGCUCUUCAUUUCUAAGAACUCUACAGAAUUUGGUGCCUUAGUUAAAAUUUUUGAGUUGGCUGCACUGGAGUUCAAGAACAAGCUCAUCUUUCUCAUUGUGAAUACAGAUGAAAUUCAUAACAUCCAUGUUUUAGAAUAUUUCCAGAUCGCUUCCUGGGACAUUCCUAGUGUCCGAAUCCUAAACCUGACUAAAAGCAUGAAAUACCAAAUGCCUGCUGAUGAGAUAACCUUCAAAAACUUGAAAAACUUCUGUAAGGACUUCUUGGAUGGCCUUGCAAAGGUUGUACCAUAUGAUGGUGAAUAUACCCUGGAUGCCUUUAUUAACUUUGUGGAAAAAGAAAUCAAGUCUCAAAUGGAAUCAGAGGAGUGGUCUUUUGAGCAAGAAGAGCCUGAUGAGAAAGAGGAUCUUUCUGUUCAAGAUUGGGGGAAAAUCAAGGAAGAACUGUGACUCCCUUAAGUCUAAGAAGAAAGAUAUGCUUCAUCUGCAAACCAUAUAACACAUAGGACUGAAUAAUUUUCAGUAAAAAUAUUCUAAGGGAAAAUAUUAAUAAAGUU